CAGCGUGUGUGAGAGGUUGAAGGAUCACUUCUAUCCCGUCUUGUCUUGGGGAGACUAACCUCGUUCAUCUGAGCAUUGUGGGACUGUUUUAUGUUGUUGUUGUCGAGAGAGACGGACCCUUACUCCAGCAUGCUCACUGAGCCUGAGCUACCUCAGGAGUGUAACAGGAUGUCUUCCAAGCGACCAGCCUCUCCAUAUGGGGGGACAGAUGGAGAGGUAACCAUGGCAACCAGCAGACAGCGAGUGGAGGAUGAGGAGAGCGAGGGACUGGGCGGUGUCAUCCACCUCCCCCUGGCCUCCUACUGCGGCAAGGUGUCCCCUCGCUCGCCCCCCAACCGCAACUUGGACAGCCCCCCCAACAUGGACCAUGACGGCACUAAGGGGAGCUCCCUGAGUCCUUACCCCCAGCACAAUUCUACCUCACCAGGCAAAGAGGAGGGUGGAGGCGGGGGACGGCCCUGUAGCGACGGGGGUUCAGCCACGGGCACCCUGGGGACUCCUGAGAGACGCAAGGGCAGCCUGGCAGAUGUGGUGGACACACUGAAACAGCGCAAGAUGGAGGAGCUGAUCAAGAACGAACCAGAAGAGGCCCCCAGCAUUGAGAGGCUGUUGUCGAAGGACUGGAAGGAUAAACUUUUGGCCAUGGGCUCAGGGCACAUUGGAGAAAUUAAAGGUACCCCAGACAGCCUGGCGGAGAAAGAGCGCCAGCUCAUGGGCAUGAUUGGUCAGUUGAGCAGCCUCAGGGAGCAGCUCCUGGCGGCCCACGAGGAGCAGAAGAAGCUGGCUGCCUCGCAGAUGGAGAAGCAGAGGCAACAGAUGGAGCUGGCCAAGCAGCAGCAGGACCAGAUUGCCCGGCAACAGCAGCAGCUUCUGCAGCAGCAACACAAAAUCAACCUCCUGCAGCAGCAAAUCCAGCAGGUCCAGGGCCAGCUCCCUCCGCUGAUGAUUCCUGUCUUUCCCCCGGACCAGAGGACUCUGGCAGCGGCUGCAGCCCAGCAAGGCUUCCUCAUGCCCCCUGGCUUCAACUAUAAGCCUGGCUGCAGUGACCCCUACCCUCUCCAGCUCAUCCCCACAACGAUGGCUGCUGCCGCUGCUGCCACACCGGGCCUGGGACCCCUGCAGCUCCAGCAGUUGUACGCAGCUCAGCUGGCGGCCAUGCAGGUGUCCCCGGGGGCCAAGCAGCACGGAGGCAGCCUGCCACCCCAAGCCAACCUGGGCACACACUCGCCACCCACCAACACACACUCACAGAGCGACAAGGGCCGCAGCUCCCCGCAACAAAACAAGACCAAGGACAGUGAGGGUGCACAGCCACUGAACCUGUCGGCCAAGCCUAAGGCAUCCGAGAGCAAGUCACCCAACUCCCCCCCAACUUCCCCACAGGUCCCUGCUGCUGCCGCUGCCAAGCUGGGCCCCGCCGGCUCCAUGAAGCACAGCAUCGCCCCCUCCAGCAUUGGAGGACCACCGAGCAGAGUCAGCUCAAUAGACUUGUUGUCGUCGCUGUCCUCGACGGCCUACCUGAACGACCACGAGGCGGUGACCAAGGCCUUCGCCGAGGCCCGGCAGAUGAAGGAGCAGCUGAAGAGAGAGCAGCAGGUCCUGGACGCCAAGGUGGCCGCCGUCAGCAACCUCAGCCUCAACAACGGACGCACAGACAAGGACAAGGCUGCCUUGGAGAGUCUGAGUCAACAGCUGAAGCAGCAGGCGGAGGACAAGUUCAGCCACGCCAUGCUGGACUUCACCAUGAGUGGAGACUCUGACGGCUCCCCGAGCGUGUCAGACUCCAGAAUAUUUCGGGAGUCCCGGGGUCGCGGCAGCACCGAGCCGCACAUCAAGCGGCCAAUGAACGCCUUCAUGGUCUGGGCCAAGGACGAGAGGAGAAAGAUUCUCCAGGCCUUCCCCGACAUGCACAACUCCAACAUCAGCAAGAUCCUCGGCUCACGCUGGAAAGCCAUGACCAACCUGGAGAAGCAGCCCUACUACGAGGAGCAGGCUCGCCUCAGCAAGCAGCACCUGGAAAAAUACCCAGACUACAAAUACAAGCCGCGGCCAAAACGCACCUGCCUGGUGGACGGCAAAAAGCUGCGCAUUGGCGAGUACAAGGCCAUCAUGAGGUCCCGCAGACAGGAAAUGAGGCAAUACUUCAGUGUGGGGCAGCAGGGUCAGCUGCCCUUGUCCUCAGCAGGCGUGGUCUACCCAGGUGCCCUGUCCAUGGCGGGAAUGCCCUCACCCCAGAUGCCCUCAGAGCAUUCGAGCAUGUCCAGCAGCCCCGAGCCCAACGCCAACCACCACCAGAACCCUCACGUGCCCGGCCUGAAGGGAGACGAGCCACGCAUCAAGGAGGAGGAGCUACGGCUGGACGACAGCAACGGCGACGUGUACGACGACUUCGACUACGAGGACGAAGAGGCUGAUUAUGCCAGCGAUAACGAGAAUCAUAUCACCCAAUAGGACGGCGUGAGAGCCUCCUAUUUUUAAGCCAAUCACAGCUGGUUACCCCCCUCCCCUGCCCUCCCCUGAAAAUCCCAAACCCACCAAUCAGGAAGAAAACUUUCUCUUUUGCCAAUCACCUUGAGUCCCACUCUCACGAAACCCGCCACCCCUCACCCUUCCUGACUAACAUGGACUCUUUUAACAGAGCCAAAGCCCCUGGAGUCCUGAUACCAGCAUCUGAUCAAUCAACUGAAGCACAGGACCUGUCACUCACACUGACUGUUACACAAACUGGAGUCUGGGAGGAAGAGACGACCAGAGACGACUCGGAAGCUUGCUGAGGAAUAUUCGAGUACUACUGCAAGAGUUUGAGUAAUGCCACGAGUGAAGAGAAAUAAAAGUCACACGCAGAAAGCAACCUUUUAGACCCGUUUGUAGAAAAGGAGACAUUUGAAAAUGACAGACGGAGCAGUGGACCUGUCAAAGGCUAACAGAUGACACUUUAAGAUGGCGGACCUGUUUAUUAUCAAGAGACACUUUUAAAAAAACAGCUUUUUUGUUCUUUGGUUCUAUAAUAUUCUCACUCAGGUACACGGUGCCAAUAAGUGGCUUGUGAAUGUGAUUUGUUGUUUUUGUGCUACAAGUUUGAAUAAUAAUAGAAAAAAGAGACAUUUCUUUUUUCCCCUUUUGUUGUAAAGCACCUGAAAGACAUCAGACAUGUUUAUUUUUAACAAAAAGAUAUCUUUUCUUCGACCUCGCAGUGUGCUGUCAGCGGUCCCCUCCCCCCUUCCCCUGCCCUUUUUUUCUCUGUAAUUUUUGUGACUGCCUGCUCCCCACCCCCCCCAUUUGGAAUCCAAUGGGACGGUCCAGCCAGGACUGACCAGUGCAGCAUGGACCGUCCCACUUUGACUGGAUUUUCAGGGGGGAGAAGGGGAGUCUCUCUGGCGUCACGGAGCAGAAACGAAAGCACUGUGUUGUGAGACAAUCCACCAGUUUCCUUCUCGCUCCGUCCCCUCUGUCGGGACAGAACUUCACUCAGCUCGAAACAUCCGACGCGUGAGUGUGUGUCGGUGUGUGUUCUGUGUACUCGUUUACUGGGCGUCUUCUUUGCAAAAAUGUCCAGGAUACAGAAAGACAGGCAACUCGAGCUGCUGCUGUUAUUUACUGUACCCCCCGCACACACACACACACACACACACACACACACACACACACACACACACACACUCACACACUCACUCGCACACACAUACACAACUGUUGUUCUGUCCCUCAGUGUUUUCCUGCUCCCUCCAAUCAGCUCGUCCUGCUGUCCCCAGUGGGCAGAGCCGAGGUGAAGUCAGCCAGUCAGUGUUUCUGUUUGUAUUUGAAUACUGUAUUUUAUUAUUUCUCUUCAAACUGCCUCUAGUCUAAUAAUAUUAUUAACAAUAAUUAUAAGGAUGGUCAGCGUUUCCUAAGUUUAGUAAGUUAUGUACAGUAUAAUUUAUUUUUCUCCUCUUUAUCGGGUUUUUAUGACCAUAUGAAACUAUGACAGUCAAUGAAACAUUAUUCUAUUUAGCUGGUAUUAGGUAUUUAGAUCUAAACAAAAAGUUGUCAUUUUACCUUUCUUUGUUUCACAUUCUUU
Molecule: messenger RNA, 4057 nt
Organism: Seriola dumerili (greater amberjack)
Lineage: Eukaryota; Metazoa; Chordata; Actinopteri; Carangiformes; Carangidae
Gene: sox5
Product: SRY-box 5
Exons: 15
Coding region: 91-2451 (786 amino acids)
Biological process (GO): regulation of transcription by RNA polymerase II; positive regulation of chondrocyte differentiation; cell fate commitment
Cellular component (GO): nucleus
Molecular function (GO): RNA polymerase II cis-regulatory region sequence-specific DNA binding; DNA-binding transcription factor activity, RNA polymerase II-specific
Source: RefSeq, a predicted model, not a curated record